AUGGCACGCAGGUCUACAAGGGUCACUCUCUCUGAGGGUAAGCACCUCAUGGGCAGAAGCUGGAGUCUCGGGGCUUGUGACACCUUCCAGGACCGAGGCUUUGUGAACCGGGUGAACUCCAUCCGAGUGGAGAGCGGAGCCUGGGUCUGCCUCACCCUCCCCAACUGCUGGGCCAGUGGUUCGUCCCGGAGCCGCGACCACCCCAAUUUCUUCCGGUGGAAUGGCCACGGUGACCACGGCUCCUGUCGGCCUGUGGGAAUGGCCGGGGAGCACUUUCGCCUGGAAAUCUUCGAGGGCUGCACCUUCGGGCAGCGCCUGGAGCUCCGGGAGGGCUGUCCUCCUGCGGAAUCGGAGUCGGGCUGGGCCAAGAUGCGUGUCAAUGCCACCAAGGUGUCCGGGGGGGUGGCGGGGGGAGCGUGGAGUGCUGAUGCUCCUGGGUGA
Messenger RNA from Eptesicus fuscus (big brown bat), 441 nucleotides. RefSeq names its product crystallin gamma N (gene CRYGN). The record is from RefSeq and is a predicted model, not a curated record. Gene Ontology annotation, biological process: lens development in camera-type eye; visual perception. Gene Ontology annotation, molecular function: structural constituent of eye lens. Lineage: Eukaryota; Metazoa; Chordata; Mammalia; Chiroptera; Vespertilionidae.